GGGUUCCCCGGCUCCGGAGCAUAAACAAGAGCGGGCACGGGAUGAGGCGGCGGUUGAUCCCCGGGCAGCCAGCUGCGGCCAGCGAGGCUGCGAGCGGGGCCCGGCGCCGACCCUGAGCGCACCCGACACGCCCCCCCGCGCGCGAGCCCCCGGCCGGGCCCUCCCGACGCGCGCUCAUCAUGAACCUGGCGAGUCAGAGCGGCGAGGCCGGCGCCGGCCAGCUGCUCUUCGCCAACUUCAACCAGGACAACACGUCCCUAGCUGUUGGUAGUAAGUCCGGUUAUAAAUUUUUCUCCCUUUCUUCUGUGGAUAAGCUGGAACAGAUCUAUGAAUGCACUGAUACUGAAGAUGUGUGCAUUGUAGAAAGAUUAUUUUCAAGCAGCUUAGUGGCCAUCGUUAGCCUCAAAGCUCCUAGGAAGCUCAAAGUUUGCCACUUUAAGAAAGGAACCGAGAUCUGUAACUACAGCUACUCGAAUACCAUCCUGGCUGUGAAGCUGAACAGGCAGAGGCUAAUAGUAUGCCUGGAGGAGUCUCUCUAUAUACACAACAUUCGGGACAUGAAAGUCCUGCACACGAUCAGGGAGACCCCUCCCAACCCUGCAGGCCUGUGCGCACUGUCCAUACACAACGACAAUGGUUACUUGGCGUACCCAGGCAGUGCCACCAUCGGAGAGGUGCAGGUCUUCGACACCAUGAACUUGAGAGCUGCGAACAUGAUCCCGGCUCACGACAGUCCUUUGGCAGCGCUGGCGUUUGACUCCAGCGGAACCAAGCUCGCCACUGCCUCGGAGAAGGUGCGUCUGCUGUGGCCCGGUAGGAAACUGGCUCGGGGCUUCGGCGCGCUUCCGCUCACACAGCCAAGGCACCGAACGGGUUUGUGCCGACCGGCCCCCAGAGAAGCGCACGUAGCUCCCCGCCUGGAGCGCGCUCUGCCGCCGGAGCGCCCGUGUUCGGGGCAGGCGCGCGGGGUCGUGCAGAGGAGGUGUGCGUGUGUGAGCAGCAGCCCCGGCCGGUGUGCUUCUCGGGGACGCACUAGUGGGUGCCGUGCCGCGGACGUACUUCCGGCCAGGGCAGGUGUGAACACAUUUCCGUGUGUUUCCCUUCCUUCUUUUUCUGUUACUUAACAAAAUUGUGAUCAUCCCAUACGUGUAAUUUACCAUUCCCUUUCACUCUGCAUGAUAUUAGAUUUCUCGAAGUUCAAAAACACUUCUAAUGGCCGUACAGUGUUCAGUCGUGGUUUACUUGACCGUUGCCCUUUGGGGACGUUUAUAUUGUUCCUAAUUAGAUUGCAGUAAUAUAAUAACAUUUGGAAUAUAGAUAAUUCUUACAUAAAAAUCUCUUUUUUCUGCAUCCUUAUUCACUUAAGAGAUUCCAGUGAGUGGGUGCCUCGGCUCAGUUGGUUAAACAUCUGACUCUGAUUUCGGCUCAAGUCACGAUCUCGGUCGUGAGAUCAAGCUCCAUGU
Leptonychotes weddellii (Weddell seal) is the source of this 1463-nucleotide messenger RNA. The record is from RefSeq and is a predicted model, not a curated record. NCBI's taxonomy places the organism in Eukaryota, Metazoa, Chordata, Mammalia, Carnivora, Phocidae.